UAGAAUGGCUACCCUGAAAAUUUGAGAAGGUUCUCUUUCUCUCGCGUGUCACAAAACGUGUAUGUUGCUGUGUAAAAUAAUUUACAAAUCGCAGCCAUGGUGCGAAUGAAUGUUUUGAGCGAUGCUCUGAAAUCAAUUAACAAUGCAGAAAAACGUGGUAAAAGACAAGUUUUACUGCGUCCUUGCUCUAAAGUAAUUAUCAAAUUUUUAGGGGUUAUGAUGAAACAUGGGUACAUAGGAGAAUUUGAAAUAGUCGAUGAUCAUCGUAGCGGAAAAGUAGUUGUCAAUCUUACUGGAAGAUUAAAUAAAUGUGGAGUUAUAUCCCCAAGAUUUGAUGUACCAAUUAACGAUAUAGAAAAGUGGACCAAUAAUCUUUUGCCAUCUAGACAGUUUGGAUAUGUCGUAUUAACAACCAGUGGUGGCAUCAUGGAUCAUGAAGAAGCAAGGAGGAAACAUCUGGGAGGAAAAAUUCUUGGAUUUUUCUUCUAAUUUUUGUUUAUUUAAGUAAAUAAAAUUUCUUAAAACACUAA
This is a messenger RNA of Polistes canadensis, 530 nucleotides long. Its product is annotated as 40S ribosomal protein S15Aa. The transcript is spliced from 4 exons. Gene Ontology annotation, cellular component: cytosolic small ribosomal subunit; ribosome. Gene Ontology annotation, biological process: translation. Gene Ontology annotation, molecular function: structural constituent of ribosome. NCBI's taxonomy places the organism in Eukaryota, Metazoa, Arthropoda, Insecta, Hymenoptera, Vespidae. Bases 97 to 489 code for a protein of 130 amino acids. The record is from RefSeq and is a predicted model, not a curated record.